Messenger RNA from Cordyceps militaris CM01, 1050 nucleotides. RefSeq lists its product as uncharacterized. The coding region runs from base 1 to 1050 and encodes 349 amino acids. NCBI's taxonomy places the organism in Eukaryota, Fungi, Ascomycota, Sordariomycetes, Hypocreales, Cordycipitaceae. The record is from RefSeq and is a predicted model, not a curated record. The transcript has a single exon.
AUGGACCUAGAUGAACACUACGCGCCGUUCCCAGGAGCACACGCGACGCCCACCAAGCUCGCGCGUCCUGAGCCUGAUGUCGAGGAGCCAUCACGACACGCCAUCGUGCCAACCCUGGUGUAUCAUAAUGCAGAGGUCCAGAAAGCGCGCCCAGCGGGGCUUCCUGCUGCACAGUCCAUGCACAAAAGACCAUCGUUAUCGGCACCGGCACCAGUAUCCGUGGUACUGAGACCGUCGUCAAUCAAGGCGCAUGAGUACGCAGAAUACGAGGUGACGAUACAAGGUAAAAAGCAGAAGUCGCUCAUAUUGCAGCAGAACACAGCGGCUAACAUGAGCCUAGAAGCUGCCUCUACAAGUGAUGGACCGCCGCGCAAGAAGAGAGGCCGCCCCAAGGGGUGGAGAGCCAGCGUGGCAUAUGGCGACGUGCGAGGCAGUGUGGGAUCUAGUACAGCUGUGCGUGGCGGGCGAUCUGGCAGGCAAAAGCACGUUCCAAACUACUCGCUGAAGCGUCGUCGCAAGACUGUCACGCGGCCUGAUUCGCCGCCGCCGAGGGAGCUCUAUCUUGCGCUGAAGCCAACUUAUUUGGGUUUCUUGUGCGAAUGGUCCUGCUGCAAAGCGGACUUGCACAACAUGGAUACACUUCGUCGACAUGUCCAAGCAGUCCACCUCAAGCCUCAAAAGCACCAGUGCUGCCUGUGGGGUACGUGCGCUGGGAAAGGAGUCACCCAGCAUGCUGACCGCGCGGCGUUGGUCAAGCACGUCGAGCAGGCUCACCUGGUUCCCAUGGCUUGGCACGUUGGCGACGGGCCAAGAAACAGCUGGAACUGGAGUAUCAGGCCGGAGGAAGACAAGGAGACGAUACCCGACUUUUUGAAGGACAAGGAUGGCAACCAGGUGACGCCGUCGACGCGGGACCAGGUAACGGAAGACCGUUUGACGCACCGGGCGAAUAGGAGGAAACUAAAAAACCUCAUUAUGCGACGAGAUGAAAAUUUAGAAUCAGAGUCGUCGGAUGCAUCUGAAGACGAGGAGAUGGGAUCAGGGCUGUAG